Phragmites australis (common reed) is the source of this 956-nucleotide messenger RNA. RefSeq lists its product as uncharacterized. The record is from RefSeq and is a predicted model, not a curated record. NCBI's taxonomy places the organism in Eukaryota, Viridiplantae, Streptophyta, Magnoliopsida, Poales, Poaceae. The coding region runs from base 31 to 585 and encodes 184 amino acids. The transcript has a single exon.
AACACCCACCGUCUAGAGAGAGAGAGAGAGAUGGCGCUGGAGGCAUGGAGGGUGCUCGUCCGGGACCGGGUGGUGGAGGCGGCCAACCGCUGCGGCCGCGCCAGCGGGCUGCUCACCGACACGCUGGGGGACCUGGCGUCGCCGAUGCACACGGCCGACGCGUGGGGCGGGCGUUUUCGGUCCCAGCUCGUGGAUGAAGUGCUCACAGACGCGUCCAGAGAGCUCGCCAUCGCCGCGUCCGUCAUGGCGGCGGCCGAGCUUAUCGCGCUCCGCGGCGGCGCUGCCACCCCGACGGCCCCUCUGCACUCCAUCGACGACGUCCGCGACGACGAGCCCGACCUGCGGUUCGCUCUGGCCCAGCUCCAGAUCGCCAGGGUCCGCGCCGAGGACGCGUGCGACUCCGUGGAGCUGUGCCGCGGCCACCUAUGGACAGCCUUGCAGCUGCUGGACCACCCGAGUCUCCCUGCCGUGGACGACAUCCUCGAAGUCAAGCGCGGCGCCGCCCACGGCAACCUCGACGCCGCGCGGAGGCUCGCGGAAGGGAGCACCUCGCUGGCUCGCACCGCCCACGCGCGGCUGCGUUAGACGGCGGGUCGGCGGCCACGUCCACUGAUCAAGGUCUAUGGGUUUUGAUUUGCUUCAUCGCUUGCAUUUGCCAAAGGUAACAUGUGCCCUGUGUUCUUACGUGCUGUUGCCUUGUUCGAUUGUGGAGUCUUGCCAUUCCUAGUCUGAAAUUCUAGAUGAUGAGCACUGACACCAUGGCCCAACAGUUUCAUAACAAAAAAAACCAUGACCGAACAGAGCAUAUUACUUCUGCUGUUUCUUCGCGAAUGUUAUGCACGCACGCAUUACUUUUAUUCGUCGAUGUCAGUUUUAUAAUGGGAUUACUCGAUAGUAUAUAUGGUGCAAAUGUAUGCAAGAACGAUGGAAGUGACAACAUCGUUGUGUUUUCUUUU